GUAUGUGCACAGAUAAACCCCUUGAUAUUAUUCAUGGAUAGACUAAGUUGGGUAGACUUUAUUAUCCCAGGAAGAAACUUGUUUCCAAUAGGAAAGUACAAACACAUAAAAUAUUGUUACACAAAUAGAAGAAAAUAAGCCAAGACACCCCAACUGACAACCAGUAUGUACACAUGUUCAAGAUCAGUACAAGAUGAUUAAUUACCUUUAACCAUACACAAAAUAAUAAUUCAGAAUUUAGAAGCAUCCCCACAAGUAAUAGAAUUCAAAAUGCUCUUGGCUCUACGACUACAAGAGUUCUUAAAUCUGCUGCUCUUUACCCUCAGGACCCUAAAUCUGCAGCUUCAUGGUCACAGCUGAAAUUUAGGAGUUGGCUUUAUUUCUAACUUGUUUGUGACACAGCUUGGUGACGGAGGUCUGCUGAAAAUCAAUGAUUUUGCUGCUGAUUGUUUACUGUGUUGUUAGGAUGGUUUAUAUUCUUAAUGCUGAGGUUGCCAAACCAACAUACAGUAUAAAAGCAAAUAUAACAACAGAUUCAAAAGCUGUUAUCUGUCCCUUCUUGAAAAUUUGCUCUGUGUUGAGAUUAAAGUUUAUCCUGUGUCACACAAGUGUGCGAUUAGGAGGAAACUGAGUGGACCAAGUGAAGGUAAUUACCUGCCAGGCCAGGAGGUGGCAGGGUGCGCUAAACCUACUUCUGUUGUCUCUGCUGGCCAAAUACGGGAAAACCUAUCUGAUUCAACAUUGACGACGUCACUUCCGGUUCCAAAAGGAGGCCAUAUCCUGCUGACUACGCCACUGUAAAAGAAUCAGUCGAAAAAUAUUUGGGGCAUCCACCUGUAUAUUGUCCCUGGCUGCAAACAGGGUUGGAAAUAGGCACUGAUGUGCAUGCGUUGAGUUCCAGACUGAACUAACUUGAUUGGUUAAAUGAUGGCAGCUUUAAAAGCCAAAAUCGAAAGUGGCGUCAUCUUAUGGCCGGAACCGGAAGUGAUGUUGUUCUAUGUGCCAAGACCAGAAGUGCCGUCAGUCUUAGCACUGGAACCGGAAGUGACAUCGCCAAUGUUGAAUCAGAUAGGUUUUCCCAUAUUUGGCCUGCAGAGACAAUAGAAGUAGGUUUAGUGCACCCUGUCACCCCCUGGCCUGGCAGGUAAUUACCAUCACUUGGUCUACUCAGCUUCCUCCUAAUUGCACACGUGUGACACCUGUUAUUAAUGAUUGCCCCCAGAUAUUUGUAGUGUACUACCAUGUCCAUAAUGUCCCCUUUAGUUAAUGUUGAGAAAGUGGAAGGAGGAGAUCACCUAAAAUCUAUAACCAUAUCCUUUGUCUGAGAUAGUUAGCUGUACAAAGGAACACAACUGAACAAAUUCAUCAACCACAGGUUCACAUCUGACCUCCUUAUCUUGCAGAAGACUCACCAUGACAGUCAUCUGCACAUUUAAGGAUUUGUCUGUCCUUGUGUGAACUCCUGUAGUCAUUUGUAAACAUGUCUGAAAUACCCUACAACUAGAAGUCACAUAAUGUGACAUCAGCUUUAAACCAGCCAAAUCCAUUCUUCCACAAAGCACUAACUUGAUAGACGCAGUGUACCUAACACAAUGACAAGGAACAGCUUAGGUAGUGAAAAAUGAAACUUUAAUGUCAUAUUCUGUAUUGUGACUCAUGAGCUCCCAUUCAUAAAGUACUAACCACUAAAUGUCAUGUGACCAACAGUGACCCGGUAGCAAAAGUGUGGAUCAUAAUGGUCUUCAAAACUGUAAAUAACAUGGCAGUGUCUAUGAAACCAAAAGACAAAAUGGCAGCAAAAAGAUGUCACCAUCAUAAAAAUAAAUAAUAAAACAAAUUGUAAUUGAAAAAAAUGAACCAUUUUGAGCAAGAAAAAAUAAGAAUGUAAGCCAUUUAUGACAAAAGAAAGGAGGCUAAGCUUCUUUGGUUAGCUGACAGCUAAGUUGUCCCAAUAUCUUUUAAGUCUUGAAUACAGAUGGCCAGAUGACUACACACAAAAUGGAGGGGGUCAAUGAAACCAGAGUUGAAAAAAUAUCUAUGUGAUUCUGUGAUUUGUUACCAUGGUUUUUGUUUAAAAUGGUUAUGUUUGGCAUACAUUUUCCAACUAAGGAAAGCAGACACAUAUUUCAAGGCAACUGUGAGGAUUGUAAAAAGAGAUUAUCUAGAAAUGUAUGGUUUGUGCAAGGCAGCCGCAGUUUAGUGAGAAAGUGGAAUUGGGAUGGAAAUCAGAAUUCACACAGAAUUCGUAACUGGGAAGAGAAUUGUUAAUUAACAAAUCUCGGAACUUGUUGCUAGAUUUGUAGUCAGAGAACAGAAUGGUAAGUCGUAAGGCGAAAAAGGUACACAAAACCAGAGCCAAAAAACACGAGACCUACUGUAAAUUGUAACUCGGAGGGCAGAAAAAGGUGUCGUAAGCAGUAAAUUAAAAAACAAACAAUACAAAUGAUGCAAAUAGUUUUGUUUUGUCUCUUACAAAUCCAAAUCUUGGAUGAUAAGGGACAUGAAGCUUCAGAUUUUUAUAAACCUUCCUGGAAUGGCUCCUAGCAAUGGGGCACUGUAUCCUAAGAAUCAGUCUCUAACACGGUGGCGCCCAUAAGCAUAACAAGACACCGUUGGGAGAACAUGAGCAUCUUUUUAAACAAUGCUAAAAACACAAAGAAGCAAAAGAUGCAUAUAACCACUAGAUUUACUUGCCUCAGAAACCCCAAAAACUAUAGUUAAAACAUUUUUAGAGGCCAGAUUACAGAGGAAAACAUUAAAGCCACAUUAUGAUAAGAAAUAAUUGUAAUGGUAUGGCUAUAUCACGGACUGAUUUUAAAAGACUGCUUCCCUUUAGCUCUUUGGGUUUAUUUGCUUAUUUCUAUCAAUCAUUAAUUUUCUUUUUAAAGUGAUCUUGCUGCACUACAUAUUACUUGUUAUUACUCUUUUCAGUAAGUUAGAAUGAGUUGAUUCAAACUGAUAACCCUUUUUUUUUAACGGAUGAAUAAAAUUCCACACCAUUGAAGUGCCCAGACACAUACACAAUACCCACCGUUCCUUAAAAAUGAAAGUGUCUGCCAGGCCUCAGGCUUUACCCAGUGCUCCAAACACACUGGAGCUUUGUUACCACUGGGCCUUUGAAAUAAUUGUGGGUUUGGAGGGGGGGCUUCUGAUUGGAUGAGAAAAAUGCCUUUCAAACACUUACUGACAGUUCCAGUAGAGCAAUGCCAGGAUGCCAAAGAUUGUCUGUACCCUGGAAACGGGAACAAAGUCACACAACCUGAGGUGAUCGGAAUGGAGUGCUACUGGUAAAUGUUUCAGCAACAGGAAACCCAGGCUCUACAGUUUGGCUAAGUAACGUUUUAAUGCAUCUACCAAAUGAUUGCAUUCUCAGCUAUGAACUCUACAGAAUUUCCCAGUUUCACUGUCAUGAAUAACUCCACCAUUUCUUUAUUUCCUCCACUCCUGGACAAAAUUGUUAAUGGCAUCACCAUCCUCAUCCUGUUCAUUACUAUGGUGUCACUGGGGUGCACCAUGGAGCUCUCCAAGAUCAAAAUCCAUAUAGUUAAACCAAAGGGAAUAGUCAUUGCUGUUCUGGCCCAGUAUGGUGUUAUGCCACUUUCUGCCUUUUUGCUGGCGAAGCUCUUUCAGCUUAAAGACAUUGAAUCUGUGGCAGUGCUGAUCUGUGGGUGCUGCCCCGGAGGCAACUUGUCAAAUAUCUUCUCUCUGGCCCUCAAAGGAGACAUGAACCUCAGCAUUGUCAUGACCACAUGCUCCAGUACCCUGGCUUUGGUCAUGAUGCCACUGCUCUUGUACCUUUACUGCAAAGCUCUCAUUCCUAACACGAAGAAUGCCAUUCCUUACAAUGGCAUUGUUAUUGCACUCAUCAUGACGAUAGUGCCAUGUGCAAUUGGGAUCUUCAUCAAUGCCAAGACUCCACGCUACUCCAAGAUCAUCACAAAGGUUGGACUGACAAUAAUGCUCCUGGCUUCCACGGCUGUAGGUAUAAUUGCAGCCAUGAAAAUUGGUCAAGAAGUCUGGACAUUACUUUCACCCCGACUGAUUAGUACAUGCACCCUGAUGCCCCUCAUUGGAUACCUGCUGGGCUACAUCCUGUCCAGCCUGCUCUGCCUGAAUGAGGAGUGCAAAAGAACAGUGGCUAUGGAGACCGGCUGUCAAAACAUCCAACUCUGCACGGCUGUCCUCAAGGUGGCCUUCCCACCACAUGUGAUAGGGAGUUUGUUUCUCUUUCCAUUUAUUUACCUGCUUUUCCAGACUGCGGAGGCUCUUGUCUUCAUUGUGAUUUUCAGGUGUUAUGAACGGAUGGUGUCAUAAGUUAAAAGUACUGUAAGUUUUUCCAGCACUUAUGAUUUCUGCUCUUAUUGUAAAGUAGCAGGCCAGAAUGCAGUCAUAAGAGAAAUUGGUCCAAUGAGAUUAAAGGUGGCUUCUGGCCAUACCUGAGGAUGAUGGGAUACAAUAGUGGACAGGUCUGCUGCUCUAAAAGUGAAUGACCUCCAUAUCUACAGAAAAAAUGACCGGGGUAAAAGUUUGACUGACAAAAGUAUUUUUUUAUAGUAUUGCAAGGUAGAUGUUAUAAAAGAAGGAUUUAAAUGUUGUUAAGAGAGUCACAUUUUUAAAAGGUAAAAUAAAUAGUGAGAAAUGUUUUUUUAAACUAUGAAACAUGUAAGAAAAAAAUUGUACGAUCUGUGUUAAAUGUACUAAAUAUUAUUUUAAAAGAUUCUAGAUAUUACCUGCCAUAAAUGUUUGUAAACUGUAUUAUAUGCAUUCAUACAUCCAUUCAUCUCACCAUCUCAUCAGACCUAGUUAAUUCGGUUACUGCAUAAUUAGCACUUUAAAUUAAAUA
Molecule: messenger RNA, 4843 nt
Organism: Erpetoichthys calabaricus (reedfish)
Lineage: Eukaryota; Metazoa; Chordata; Cladistia; Polypteriformes; Polypteridae
Product: hepatic sodium/bile acid cotransporter-like
Exons: 5
Coding region: 3358-4314 (318 amino acids)
Biological process (GO): bile acid and bile salt transport
Cellular component (GO): membrane
Molecular function (GO): bile acid:sodium symporter activity
Source: RefSeq, a predicted model, not a curated record